AUGGCUUCAAGUGCGGUGAGCGCAUCGCAAAACAAACUGAAUGAGCUCUUGGAGGCUAUCCGCCAGGAGUUCGGUCAAAUCUCGCAAGAAGCAAACACGUAUCGGUUGCAGAACCAGAAGGACUAUGAUUUCAAGAUCAACCAGCAGCUGGCGGAGAUGCAGCAAAUCCGCAACACGGUCUACGAGCUGGAGCUGACGCACCGUAAGAUGAAGGACGCGUAUGAGGAGGAGAUUGGGCGACUGAAGUUGGAGCUGGACCAGCGCGACCGGCAGGUUGCCACGCUCGCAGCAGCAGCCCAGCAGCAGCAGCACCAGCAGCAGCACCAACAGCAACAACAGCAGCAUCAGCAACAGCAGCAACAGCAACAGCAGCAGCAACAACAACAGCAACAACAACAACAACAACAGCAGCAGCAGCAACAGCAACAGCAGCAACAACAACAACAACAGCAACAGCAACAGCAGCAACAACAACAGCAGCCCACGGGCCCUAUCCUAGCGUCUUCGAACGCCGCUACGCCUGGUAUCCAAAACCCAGUUCUUGGCUCGCAGGCCGUUCAGUCGCCAGCGCUCUCAGCAGCUGGCCCAGCAGCCCCGGCCCAAGCUCCGCGCUUGGCUGCUUUAGAGCCCUCGCAGACUGCCCCUACUAUUACCGCGCAGGCUCCGCACAUGAAGAAGCUUGCUUCCGAGCACCAAAUUAACAGUCCUCCAGUCCAAGGUGCAGGUAUUCCCACGGGGCCCGCAGUUUUGGCAGCGCCCGCUGCGCCUGGUACUCCAGGAACGCCAGCAGCUGCUCUCGCAGCGGCUGCUGCGCCCACACCACCAUCAGCUUCAGGGGGUCCACUAGCAGCACCCACUAACCAGGGCGCUGUCGCCCCUCCAGCUCCGAUGGCUCCCAUGGCCCCCAUCGCUGCUCCUGUCUCGGAAAACAAAUCCCAAGAGUACUAUUUAGUUCCCCCACACCAGCGUGCUAGCCACGCUAAGCCAAUCCCCCCCUUUUUACUUGACUUAGACUCUCAGCUGGUUCCUCAACAUCUAAAAAAGCAGACCAACGACUACUACAUUCUGUACAAUCCUGCAUUGUCCCGCGAGUUAGAUGUUGAUCUCCAUGUAUCGCUGGAUCACUCUUCUGUGGUGUGCUGCGUGAGAUUCAGUAACGAUGGUGAGUACUUAGCAACAGGGUGCAACAAAACCACUCAAGUCUACAAGGUUUCCACCGGUGAAUUGGUCGCCAGAUUGUCUGAAGAUGCUGCUUCCGCGCCAUCAGGCAACAGCGGCGAUGGCGCAUCUGGUGCUGAGAACGCAGAGCAAACCCCUGCUGUCUCAACCUCAGCGUCAUCAGACCUAUACAUUCGCUCUGUGUGCUUUUCUCCUGAUGGUAAAUUCUUAGCAACCGGUGCCGAGGAUAAACUUAUCCGCAUCUGGGACCUCACUACAAGAAGGAUUGUUAUGACAUUACAAGGCCACGAGCAAGAUAUCUACUCACUUGACUACUUCCCUUCUGGCGACAAACUUGUUUCAGGUUCAGGCGACAGGACAGUAAGGAUAUGGGACCUGCGUGCUGGUCAAUGUUCGUUAACACUAUCCAUUGAAGACGGUGUAACUACGGUUGCCGUUUCCCCUGGAGAUGGAAAGCUUAUUGCCGCCGGGUCUCUUGAUAGAACAGUGCGUAUCUGGGACUCAGAAACCGGUUUUUUGGUCGAGAGACUUGACUCGGAAAAUGAAUUAGGCACAGGCCACAAGGACUCAGUGUACAGCGUUGUUUUCACUAGAGAUGGCCACGGUGUUGUCUCGGGCUCUUUGGACAGGUCGGUCAAGCUGUGGAAUCUAAGAAGCGCCAACGGAGGAAGCACAGAAGGGAAAGCCAACACUGCUGCAAGCGAAGUUACAUACACUGGGCACAAAGACUUUGUUUUGUCCGUCGCAACAACUCAAAACGACGAGUUCAUACUUUCUGGCUCAAAAGAUCGCGGUGUCUUGUUCUGGGACACGCCUUCUGGAAACCCUCUGCUAAUGUUGCAAGGCCACAGAAACUCAGUUAUAUCUGUCGCUGUCGCUAAUGACCACCCACUAGGUCCUGAAUACGGCGUUUUCGCUACCGGAAGUGGUGACUGCAAAGCGCGUAUAUGGAAGUAUACCAAAAAAUCAGAGCCCAAGCUUAGGGAGGUCAAGGAAUAG
Molecule: messenger RNA, 2178 nt
Organism: Lachancea thermotolerans CBS 6340
Lineage: Eukaryota; Fungi; Ascomycota; Saccharomycetes; Saccharomycetales; Saccharomycetaceae
Gene: TUP1
Product: chromatin-silencing transcriptional regulator TUP1
Exons: 1
Coding region: 1-2178 (725 amino acids)
Molecular function (GO): protein binding
Source: RefSeq, a predicted model, not a curated record